AGUUUUAUAGUAUCAAUUGAUUUAAAUUUUCAUAGUUAUCAUAAAUUUUAAUACACAUAUCAAGUAAAUAAUAAACCCUAUUUAAAAAAACUUAUGUUUUGUAAACGUUGAUGCAGGAAAUUUAGUUUAGUUCAGUUGCUAAAUCUUAGAAAUGGUAUUGCAAUUAGGGGAGAGCAGGUAGGAUUCGUACAGUAGGAGCAUUCGUACAGUCCUUAUUCCUACCACUGUAGAAUACUUUGACAGGUCUGUGUUUGUGUGCGUGAGACCCACUCGCACGCAUAGGUUACUCGCGGGGUGAGACGUCAGUGCAGCCGCCGGCUUCGACGCAACGAGUCGUAACGUGAUUUCGCGCCAAGUAGGGGUGGGGUAGAUUCGUACGUGUACGAAUGCUCCCCGUGCCUGACUGGACAUUUAAAUGUAUCUAUUUUUCAGUAAAAUCUAAUAUUGUUACAGAACCAUGCCGCGAAUAUAUAUUAAAAAGGGGACGAGGACGGGAGAGGUAGAUGAAGGUGCAAUAGAAUCGGCGAUAAAAGAAGUUUUGGAUAAGACAUUAUCUAUUAGAAAAUCUGCACAAAAAUAUGGCGUCAAACCAACAACACUCGAAAGUCGUCUGAAAAAGUUUCAUCAACAAGAAGCUGCCGAAAAUAUGCCUACCCGUGCGUUCACUUCCAAGUUUACGUCAAAUCAGGUGUUUUCAACUGAGGAGGAAGCCCUUUUAAACAAUUACAUUAUUGAAUGCUCCAAAAUGCACUACGGUCUGACGAUCAUCCAGGUCAGAAAAUUGGCAUAUGAGUUUGCAAAAGCCAAUCAGCUUAAUUUUCAUCCGAGUUGGCAUCAUAAUAAAAUGGCUGGUAAAGAAUGGUUGGAUAGUUUCCGCAGGCGAAACGGAAACCUGAGUCUUAGAAAGCCUGAAAAUACCAGCGCCGCUAGAUCAUUUGCUUUUAACAAGACUGCUGUAACUGAUUUUUAUAAUAACCUUGAAAAGGUUCUAACAAAGUACAAAUUUACUUCAGAUCGUAUUUUUAAUUUUGAUGAGUCCGGAAUUUCCACAGUGCUGAGCACACCUAAAGUUUUAGCUGAAAAGAAUCAAAAACAAAUAGGCCAACUUGUGUCAGCAGAGAGGGGAGAACUAGUUACAUUUGGAGGAAUAAUUUCAGCUAGUGGUAAUACAAUUCCACCACUAUUUAUCUUCCCGAGGGUUCACUUCAAGGACCACUUUAUGACAGGUGCACCAGAAGGAAGCCUGGGAGUUGCAACAAAAAAUGGAUGGAUUACUUCUGCUAUAUUUAUAGAGGUACUGAAACACAUCCAAAAGAAAUCGUCGUGCUCUAAAGAUAAUCCCAUUUUGUUGCUUGUCGACAACCAUGAGAGCCAUGUGACUAUUGAAGCUGUAAACUAUGCUCGUGAUAAUGGGAUUAUUUAUCUAUCCUUUCCACCCCACACGACACAUCGUCUCCAGCCUUUAGACAUCGGAGUAUUUGGACCGUUUAAGGCUAAACUCAAGAUAGCUUUUAACGAUUGGCACGUGAAUAACCCAGGCAAAACCCUCAAUAUAUAUAAUAUACCACGACUGGCUAAGAUAGCAUAUUUUGAAUCCUUUACUGGUAAAAAUAUCACUCAUGCCUUUGAGAAGGCCGGAAUAUGGCCUUUUAAUAGGUUAGCUUUUGGCGACGAUGAUUUUGCACCUGUGAAUGUACCUAUCUUGUUUGUGUCGGUGUCCCCAACUAGAUGUUUACGUCGACUUACAACUCUCUUUCCUACUUAGUCGGUCGUGCGUGAUUGUAUCGUGAGCACGUGCUUUAUUCGUGAGUCUAUUUUCAUAUUUGUUAAUCGCGUUUCUUGAGAUUUUAAUUUGGUAGUGACAUGGUGGACAAUAAAUGUUUGGCGUGUGUGGCCUACAGUUAUUAAAUUAUUGCGUUUAAUAUCUGAUAUUGAGCGUCUUAAUCCUAACAUUUGUGUCUGCAGUCGGAUACUGUCCGCUUGUUAAUAAUUCGAAUUGAAUUCAUUAUUUUUUUUAUUCAACGAUUAAUUUGUGCAAAUAAUCACAUUUCGUACCAAUGUGAAAAGUAUGUUACUUGCGGAAGAACAAUUACGUGAUUGACGUCACUGCAAUUUUGAACGUAUUAAUUACAUUUAAUAUUUAUUUGGUUUUCUGUUAGAAAAACAAUGACAAAGUACUUUGUAGAUUGUAUGUACUACAAUAAAAGACAAUUUAAUAUUA
This is a messenger RNA of Dalotia coriaria, 2221 nucleotides long. RefSeq lists its product as uncharacterized. NCBI's taxonomy places the organism in Eukaryota, Metazoa, Arthropoda, Insecta, Coleoptera, Staphylinidae. Gene Ontology annotation, molecular function: DNA binding. Gene Ontology annotation, cellular component: nucleus. Bases 458 to 1765 code for a protein of 435 amino acids. The record is from RefSeq and is a predicted model, not a curated record. The transcript has 2 exons.